Molecule: messenger RNA, 943 nt
Organism: Budorcas taxicolor (takin)
Lineage: Eukaryota; Metazoa; Chordata; Mammalia; Artiodactyla; Bovidae
Gene: RAP2B
Product: RAP2B, member of RAS oncogene family
Exons: 1
Coding region: 83-634 (183 amino acids)
Biological process (GO): negative regulation of cell migration; Rap protein signal transduction
Cellular component (GO): plasma membrane
Molecular function (GO): GTPase activity; GTP binding; GDP binding
Source: RefSeq, a predicted model, not a curated record
GUCUAGCCACCAAGCCCAGCUUUCCUCCAGUGCGCAGCCCCGACGGGGCCGUGGCAGGCGCAGCGAGAACGCCGACGGAGCCAUGAGAGAGUACAAAGUGGUGGUGCUGGGCUCGGGCGGCGUGGGCAAGUCCGCGCUCACGGUGCAGUUCGUGACCGGCUCCUUCAUCGAGAAGUAUGACCCCACCAUCGAGGACUUCUACCGCAAAGAGAUUGAGGUGGACUCAUCGCCGUCGGUGCUGGAGAUCUUGGAUACGGCGGGCACGGAGCAGUUCGCAUCCAUGCGGGACCUGUACAUCAAAAAUGGCCAGGGCUUCAUCCUCGUGUACAGCCUUGUUAACCAGCAGAGCUUCCAGGACAUCAAGCCCAUGCGGGACCAGAUCAUCCGCGUGAAGCGGUACGAGCGCGUGCCCAUGAUUCUGGUGGGCAACAAGGUGGACCUGGAGGGCGAGCGCGAGGUUUCAUUCGGCGAGGGCAAGGCCCUGGCGGAGGAGUGGAGCUGCCCCUUCAUGGAGACUUCGGCCAAAAACAAAGCCUCGGUGGACGAGCUGUUCGCCGAGAUCGUGCGGCAGAUGAACUACGCGGCGCAGCCCAACGGUGAUGAGGGCUGCUGCUCGGCCUGCGUGAUCCUCUGAGGCGCCCGCGGCUGCCGCGCGACAGCCGCGCUCUCCGCACAAAAGCCAAACGCACCCGACUCUUCUAAAUGUGAUUUCUCUUCUUGCUUUGAGAUUGAGGAUGACUUUGCAUCGGCUGGGGGGUCUUGGCGCCCGACUGGCCGCGGUGGCCUCGUCCCCCGCCUCUCCCCGGUUUCCUAGGGGCUGUCCCGUCAGGACCAUCCGAGUCCCGGUGGAAAUGUGGAUCUUUUGCAGCAUGUACGUUUCUCAUUGAUUUUGGUUGACGCAUAUUUCCCCAUUGAAGCAGCCCAUGGGGCCCUGUAUUGGCGG